This is a messenger RNA of Musa acuminata AAA Group (dessert banana), 1175 nucleotides long. RefSeq names its product 28 kDa ribonucleoprotein, chloroplastic. Gene Ontology annotation, molecular function: mRNA binding. Bases 59 to 937 code for a protein of 292 amino acids. Gene Ontology annotation, biological process: chloroplast rRNA processing. The record is from RefSeq and is a predicted model, not a curated record. Lineage: Eukaryota; Viridiplantae; Streptophyta; Magnoliopsida; Zingiberales; Musaceae. The transcript has 4 exons. Gene Ontology annotation, cellular component: chloroplast thylakoid membrane.
CCGCACGAGCCGAUACUUCAGUCGUGUCGCCCUCCGGUUUACCCUGUUCUCCGUCGGAAUGGCGGCCGCGGCAGCGACGGCGUCGACGUUCUCCUUCGGCUCCCUCCCCCUUCCAAGAGCUAAACCGUCUUCUUUCUCCAUCUGCUCCGUUAAGCCCCUCAUUUCCCUUUGUACCCCUGCCGGCUUCUCUAUUCCCCGGUCGUCCUCCCUCCUCCACCCCUUCCCUCUCCCCGCCAAGAGGCGGGCCAGUUGCGGCUUCCUCCGGUGCUCCGCGGUCCAAGAUGUUGCUGUGGAGCCGGAGCCGGCGGCGGCGGCUGUGGAGGAGGAUGAGAUCGGGGAGAAACGGCGGAAAGUCUACGUGGUGAACUUGCCGUGGGACUUCUCCGCGCCGGACAUCGAGAAGCUCUUCGCCCAGUGCGGCACUGUCAAAGAUGUCGAGAUAAUUAAGCAGAAGAAUGGAAAAAGCAGGGGCUUUGCCUUUGUCACGAUGGCGUCCGGGGAGGAGGCACGCACUGCUGUGGACAAGUUGGACGCAUAUGAGUUGACGGGAAGGAUAAUCAGGGUAGAAUUUGCGAAGAGCUUCAGGAAACCACCACCUUCUCCCCCACCAGGUGCAGUUGCAAUUGAGCCACGUCACAAGAUCUAUGUAUCGAAUCUUGCUUGGAAAGCCAGGUCUGUCAACCUGAAAGAGUUCUUUGAAAAGUUUAAACCCCUCUCGGCCAGAGUAGUUUUUGAAAACCCAACAGGAAGAUCUGCUGGAUAUGGCUUUGUUGGUUUCGCCACAAAGGAGGAAGCAGAAGCAGCCAUUUCUGAACUGGAUGGGAAGGAAUUGUUGGGCAGACCUGUUCGUUUGAGAAUAAGUCAAAGGACUGAGGAUAAAUCUGAAAGUGAACCUGGGGAUUCAGACAGCACAAAUGAACUAUCAGAUGAGUCUUAGAGGCAGUAAAUUUCCAACUUUUUUUAUUUAUAUCAGCAAAGGGGACAAGACAUGUGUUGACAUGUCAUGACAGUCAUGUACAGCAGCCUUGCUGUUAAUACACAGAGAAAGAAGGCAUGUAACUUUAAUUACUGAUACUUUUAACUGCCCCUGAGUAUAUAUUCUUUUCAUCUACUCCGAUAGAAUUUUAUUGUGUAUGCUUGCAGUUUCUAAUAAACAGGGAUGUUCUUAUGGAGUA